UAUAUAUAUAUAUAUAUAUUGCCAAAUGUAUUGGGCCAGCUCUCCAAAUCAUUGGAUUCAGGUGUUCCAAUCACCUCCAUGGCCACAGGUGUAUAAAAUCAAGCCCCUAGGCAUGCAGACUGCUUCUACAAACAUUGGUGAAAGAAUGGGUCGCUCUCAGGAGCUCAGUGACUCCAAGCGUGGUCCCGUGAUAGGUGGUCACCUGAGCAAUAAGUCCAUCCGUGACAUUUCCUGGCUACUAAAUAUUCCACGCUCAACUGUUAGUGGGAUUAUAACAAAGUGGAAGCCACUGGGAACAACAGCAACUCAGCUACAAAAUAGUAGACCACAUAAAAUGAAAGAGUGGGGUCAGUGCGCAGAUGUUGCCAACUGUCUGCAGAGCCAAUAGCUAACGAUUUUCA
This is a messenger RNA of Staurois parvus, 401 nucleotides long. Lineage: Eukaryota; Metazoa; Chordata; Amphibia; Anura; Ranidae. The record is from the annotation of a GenBank genome assembly.